Pungitius pungitius (ninespine stickleback) is the source of this 2000-nucleotide messenger RNA. RefSeq names its product activating transcription factor 4a (gene atf4a). The record is from RefSeq and is a predicted model, not a curated record. The transcript is spliced from 4 exons. Gene Ontology annotation, molecular function: DNA-binding transcription activator activity, RNA polymerase II-specific; RNA polymerase II transcription regulatory region sequence-specific DNA binding. Gene Ontology annotation, cellular component: ATF4-CREB1 transcription factor complex; nucleus; ATF1-ATF4 transcription factor complex. The coding region runs from base 345 to 1505 and encodes 386 amino acids. Gene Ontology annotation, biological process: regulation of transcription by RNA polymerase II. Lineage: Eukaryota; Metazoa; Chordata; Actinopteri; Perciformes; Gasterosteidae.
GGUAGGCGGUGGCUCGGCUGCGCGGAUAUAGCACCGUGACUCGCCCCGGACGCUCUUCGUCACCUCGUUUCACUUCACAAGCAUCAACCUCUCAGUGAACGCUCCCCCGCGGCAAGAUGUCAGUUUAAAGGCGUGCAGCGGCUCUCCUCGCAUCGGCAACAACCCGGCAGUGCAGCGGCUAAGUGCACUGGCUAUUUCUGGCAAAAUGGCGUCUCUCUUGGCAAACACCCCCAGCUUUGCUGCCCCCACCAGCAGAACCAAACCCCUCGACUCACUGACGUUGUCGGACCUGUCACUGCUUUCAUUCAGCGUCACACGGCCGACCGCGACCAUCAGCCGCAGCCAUGACCCUCUCCCCGCUGGCCGCGGAGGGCCUGUACUUAGGGCCCUCAUUUCUGACGGCUGACCCCAUGGGGCCCCUUCUGGACCACAAUGAAGAAGCUCUUUCUCCCUCCUCCUCUCUAGAGGGGAAGCCACCAGCUUUGCCCCCCCUCUCUUUCUACUCCCCUCCUCUGUCUCCCUCUCCCCCCCCCUCCUCAUUCCUGGAAACCAAGGCCGGAGCGGACUCCCCGUCCCUCCCCUGGCUGGGGGCCGGCGACCUGCUCGACGCCAGCCUUGGAGCGGACGACGCAAACGAUGAUGCGUUCGCGGGCAUGGACUGGAUGUCGGAGAAGAUCGACCUGAGCGGCUUCGACCUGGACUCCCUCAUGGGCUCAUGUGACGAGUGUCCCUCGUCCCCCGAGGACCUGCUGGCCUCCCUCGACUCCCACGUGGAUCUGGACGUCGACUCCUUCAACUCGCCUGUCUCCUCGCCACACGGCGGCCUGGACCUCGGCGUCCCACUCCCCUCUCUGGAGCUCGCCGAGGUGGCCCCCGACCAGCAGGAGCCUCCGGCCUUCGCCCUGGACCUGGGGAGUGAGGUGGACGUCCAGGACGCCGAGAAAACGCCGCCGCACCUCUCCGCCGCCAUCAUUCCAGAUCCCAGCGAGGUCCUCCUGACCAGCAGCCCCAUCGUGCUGUCUCUUCCCACCUCUGGCCACUUCGUAGUGGUCCUCACCAACCAGGAAGAGCCCCCCCUCGUCUCUAUUCCCGACCCCCCGGCCAUCGCCUCCCCAUCAAGCGACUGCGACAGCGACUCCGGUAUCGAGUCCGUUGGCGGCUCUCCUGCUCGCCUCCAGUCUCCGACCGCCGGGUCCUCCAGGACCAAACCCUACUCCAAACCAGAGCCCUCCUCCACCAAGACCCCCAAGGGCAGAUCUGUGUCCGGCGCUCCCAAGGUGGAGAAGAAGCUGAAGAAGAUGGAGCAGAACAAGACGGCGGCCACCCGCUACAGGCAGAAGAGGCGGGUGGAGCAGGACCUGCUGAACACGGAGUGCGAGGAGCUGGAGAAGAGGAACAGCGAGCUGUCGGACAAGGCCGACUCCAUCAGCAGAGAGAUCCAGUACCUGAAGGACCUGAUGGAGGAGGUCCGGAAGCGCCGCGUCAAGUCCAGCUCGGUGGCGUAGUGGACCAGAGACGCACUCGCCAUUUGAAGUGGUUUGUUUUGAAUGAAAGGCGCGUGAAGGUGGACGAAUGGAACCCACCAUGAACAGAAGAGUUAAAGGGUGUCUGCAAAGAAGCUCCUGGAAGUCGAUGAUGAUGAUGAUGAUGAUGAUGAAAUGAAGGGUGGUGCAUCUGUACAUCCUCCUCCCCAGUCUCACUGCAGUACACACUGCUGUAGACUCUUAACAACCCCCCCCCCCAGUAUCUGAUCCCAGAUCAGCUCUCAUGAAGUGACUCCUCCCUCUUACCAGAGUCACCUCCUCCUUCUUCUUCACAGCUUCACGUCCAGAAAGAGGCCUCAAAGUAUUGCUGACUCCUCGUGUUACGUGUUUUCUGUGUACAUAGUUCUUCCUCCUGUGUACUGGUAGUUUAUGUAACUGCAUCAAAACCUGAUGAUGUCAUCAGAAGCUCAGCUGUUUGACUUUGCUCUUUUUCUAAUAAAUAUAUCGGUACUGUGA